AUGCCUGAUGCUUACUACCCUUAUAGCUUGUUGCAUGUUAAAACCCACAUCAAACACAGAGCUCGUAAAAUGUGCGUAUCAGCCAAUAGGCUGUGGCUGUGCCUGUAAGAUGCUCUGAAGAAGGACGUGCUUCCUGAAAAGUCAGAACUGCAAAGGUGCACCAGCGUGGAAGGCUUGCAUCCAUCGGAUGCGCUGGAGCAGCAAGUUGCGGUCUUGAUUCUUGCGGCAGGGAUCCAGCCAUCAGGAGAUCGCUCCCUUGGAAUCAUAUCUUCACAAAGCCAUCGGAAAGAUGCAGGAUUCCAUUGAUAUUUUGAACCAUACGGGCAAGGCUUUCAGGGAGAUGCUGGGCAGUGAAAUAGAAGGCUUCUUCCAUGCACUCUACGAGCGUUUCUGAAAAUUUAAGGGUAUUGUUGGAAUGUACACCUGCACAUAUGGGCUGUUACGACGUAUCGAUUGGGACAAGAUACUUCAAAUCUUGAAUCUGUAUUUGCAUGCUGUCCUGUAAAAUUGGAGAUUCUGGAUCGAGUAUACUGUGUUAUUUUCAAA
Panicum hallii is the source of this 546-nucleotide messenger RNA. RefSeq lists its product as uncharacterized. NCBI's taxonomy places the organism in Eukaryota, Viridiplantae, Streptophyta, Magnoliopsida, Poales, Poaceae. The record is from RefSeq and is a predicted model, not a curated record.